GCUCAGAGGCUCUGCUUCUCAACGUGAAAGAAUGAAAUUUUUCUCUUUUUGUAUAAUAAGUGAUGAUUACUCACAAAAAUUGCAAAAGUUAAACAUGUUUUUGUUCAAACACUUUAUUCAAACUGCCGGUUGUUAGGAGGUGUUAAGUAGUAUUUUUUUGACCGUACAUAUUUGUGUGCUUCCACGUUACGCGUACAUAUGAUCUAAAGAGAUCAUAUGUUUUAGUCACGUUUCUUCUUCCUUAUGUUUUACUGUCAUCACGUUCUUUUCAAUUCUUCUGACGUCAUGUUAUGUCCUGUUCUACUGACGUCAUUAGUCCGGUGAGUAGUAAAGGACAUAUUCUUUCGGAUUCUUCUUUGUACGUCAUGACCUAAUAAUGUCAUGUUCUAGCCAGUUCUUCUGACAUCGUUAGACCCUUUUCUGAUCCUUUCUCGGAUGCUCGGAGAUAUGUAUAUAUAGCUGUAUUUUUUGUGAAUGAGUGAAGAUAGUAGUUUGUUACUGAAUAAAGUGACCAAGAUAGAAAAUCAAUCAAGAUAGUUUUACUACCUAACAUUGGUGCACUAGCCGAUCUUUGAUACAAACAACAUCAUUAUCAAGGAAGAACCCAGUACUGUUAUCAUUAUGAUGUAUGAAAAAUUGCGAAUGGAGAACCCAACGGGUCAAACGACAUCAACAAAAUUCGGUCCCGAAGGUCAUCGAUCAUGACAUCGUCCAUCGAAUAAUAGUAUUUUCAACGUCGGUGAAUUGGUAUUAGUACGAUGCGAAGCUAGUAACGAACGUCUUUCAGCAUCGAUCAUCGAUAUUGACAUGCAACAUCAGCGCUGUUUAGUCGUAAUUUAUGAUGAAUAUAUGAACAUUAUCAAACAAGUGAAAGUUCGUUUGGAAAAUAUUGAAUAUCUCAAGCAAAAACACCUUACUCAACAAUGGUAUCAUGAUUUGGAACCAGUGGAACCAAAUUCAAUUAUUACCACGCCAAGUCAUAUGACAUCAUCAUCGCCAUCAAUAACUACGCCAGUACCACCGUCAACAACACCAGCAUUAGAAUCCUUCCAAAACUUACUACCGUUCACUAGCGAGAUUGGCCAGAAUAUACUCGAUUGGCUUACGGCUUUCAAUCAAGCAUGCACAACAGCUGGCUUCGACGAAGAUCAACGACGAUUAUGGCAUCCGUUAAAACUAGUUGAUGGAACAAAAUCAUGGUAUCAUUUGGAGAAGUUAACAUUGAUAAAUUAUAACUGGAAACAAGUACAAAUGGCAUUCAUUGAGGCAUUUGGAACAUCCAACCAAAUCGAACAAGCAGCCAUAAUGUUGCCCACUCAGACAGCGCCAUAUGAAAUUGAGCACUCAUUAGAAGGAUUCUGGCUUGACAAAAUGAUAACAUCCGACGAUAGUAUAGCCCAGGUCACCAGUCAACAACAAACAUUAGUACCAGUUCCACAGUAUAUGAUGGUACCUCAGCCAGUGGUGAUGUCCCAAAUGCAAAAUGAUUUGAAUAUGAAACAAGCCCAAUUGGAAAAACCCGAAAUGACAUUAAAAGCCGAAAAAAUGGAAAUGGCACGGAUUAUAAUGACACAACAAGUACUAUCUGAACAGCAACAGCAUUGUGUACAAUUAGACAAUCUAGAAUUGAAUCGUUACCGUGAAUUAAUUCAAUUAAGAUUAGAACAUCCACAACAACCAUCAGCAUCCGUUACCCAGUUAGAAACCACAUCCGAACCAUCAGGUCAAGCAGUAGCAUAUCAUACUCUAUCAUUAAUGCCAAAAUUAGGAACUACUAGUAAACAACUCAUUGAGCAGCAACAUAUUAAAACAAAAAUGCAACAAGUAUUGCCUUGCGCGUUAUUAUUAUUAAAGCUGAUUAUGUUUGGUAGCGCCCUAAUAAGUCGGGAAACAACAUCAACGAAUGCCAAUUAUGGCUAUAUUGGUAUUGAAUUAACGCUGUUUGGUAUGAGUAUUAACCUUGUAUUCGAACAUGGUGAUCAAUUUAUUGCUAGUUUGUUAGGCCACAAUAAAAUUGAACCCUUGCUGCAUUGGAACUGGCUCUGGCCGUAUAUGGUCCCAUAA
Didymodactylos carnosus is the source of this 2064-nucleotide messenger RNA. The record is from the annotation of a GenBank genome assembly. Lineage: Eukaryota; Metazoa; Rotifera; Eurotatoria; Philodinida; Philodinidae.